UAAUCCUGCCGGCUGACCACCGCGGGCAGGCGGACGCGUUUCUUUGAAUAACACUUCUAUCACCGUUGUGUGCCUGCGUUUUUUGGGGGGGGAUACAAAGUCAUUGAGUUGUUGCUUUUUUCUUUAAUUUAAUUGCACGGUACAACAUCCCGAGAUUUCGGUUUUAACUGGAUUUGUGGGCUACGAGCAGGUGUCGAGCCGGAUGGCCUCCAGCCGCUCAGCUGCCGCGGCGGGCCACGCCUGGUCAUGAGAUGACAGGCGCCAGAUGGUUCUCUUUUCUUUACCCCUUUAGAAAAAGUUAUUUUUCGGGGCCUAAAUUUACAUCCGCGCUCCAGUGCGCAUCGCGGAUCGCCUGCGGAGUUGAUGGUGGGUUUUCUGAAGUGAUUUCGUGGCGUUAAACUGCGGACAUGGAGGCAAAGAAAGAUGCCCUCCCUGGGGGGGAUGGAGGAAAAUCAGACACCCUCGGGUCCGGUGGCUCGGCCAGAAAAAGAGGAGGGGGGGCCAAGAAGGCAAUGCAGGCAAACAAGUCCGCCCUCAGGGCCCCCCGAGCCCUCUGCUGCCUCACCCUCAGCAACCCCAUCCGCAUGGCAGCGCUGGCCCUCGUCGAGUGGAAGCCCUUCGAUAUUUUCAUCCUGCUCGCCAUUUUUGCCAACUGCGUGGCCAUGGGUGUCACGAAGCCGUACCCAGAUGACGACUCCAACGCCACCAAUCACCAGCUGGAACAAGUUGAGUACGUCUUCCUCGUCAUCUUCACCAUCGAGACCUUCACUAAAAUUCUCGCCUACGGCUUGGUCAUGCACCCCAGCGCCUACAUACGCAGCGGAUGGAACUUGCUUGACUUCGUCAUCGUCAUCGUCGGGUUGUUCAGCGUGAUGGCGGAGGGCAUGACCGAUCACAAGCCGGGGGAGGCCCACCACGCCGCGGGGAAGCCCGGAGGCCUGGACGUCAAAGCCCUCCGAGCGUUCAGGGUGCUGCGGCCCCUUCGCCUCGUGUCCGGAGUGCCAAGUUUACAAAUCGUGUUGAACUCCAUCAUGAAAGCCAUGGUGCCCCUCCUGCACAUCGGCAUGCUGGUCAUGUUCGUCAUCAUCAUCUACGCCAUCAUCGGCCUGGAGCUCUUUAUCGGACGGAUGCACAAGACGUGCUACUCCAGCACCACAGGUCUCAUGAUAGAAGAUGACCCGUCGCCCUGCGCGUUCGCCGGCAGCGGGCGUUUCUGUGUCGGCAACGGGACCGAAUGCCGCGGCAAGUGGGAAGGCCCGAACGGCGGCAUCACAAAUUUUGACAACGUCUUCUUCGCCAUGCUGACGGUUUUCCAGUGCAUCACUAUGGAGGGUUGGACAGACGUCCUCUACUGGAUGAACGACGCCAUCGGCUUUGAGAUUCCGUGGGUUUACUUUGUUUCUCUGGUCAUCUUCGGCUCCUUUUUCAUCAUCAACCUUGUGUUGGGUGUGUUGAGCGGAGAGUUCUCCAAGGAAAGAGAGAAGGCCGUCGCGCGUGGCGAGCUGCAGCAGGCGCAGGAGAGCAAGCAGAUGGAGGAGGACAUGAUAGGCUACAUGGACUGGCUCAUAGAGGCCGAGGAUGUGGACGAAGAAGGGAACAAACGUGCUGCCAUCGCGAAGAAGAAGAUGAUGAAGAAGUUUGGCUGGUACAAACAUAACGAGGACGGCGGAGCGGAGUCCGACUCGGAUGACGACAUAGCGUACCUCGAUGAUGACAGUGGCUUCUGUGCGUCCCUCAUGGCAAAGAUGAUGGCCAAUAGCUUCUGUGACCAAUUGUGCCAGCUGAAUCACACACUCAGGAAGAACUGCCGCGUGGCCGCCAAGACCAACAACUUCUACUGGUUGGUGCUUCUGCUGGUGUUCCUCAACACGGUGGCCAGUGCCUCGGAGCACUACGGACAGCCGAACUGGCUGACGGAAAUGCAAGAGCGAGCCAACAAGAUCCUGCUGCUGCUGUUCACUCUGGAGAUGCUGAUGAAGAUGUACGCCUUCGGCCUGCAGAUCUAUUUCAUGGCGCUGUUCAACCGCUUCGAUUGCUUCGUGGUGUGCGGCGGCAUCCUGGAAACGCUGCUGGUGGAGCUGCAGUUCAUACCGCCCAUCGGCAUCUCCGUGCUGCGCUGCAUCCGACUGCUCAGGAUUUUCAAGAUGACCCGGCACUGGGCCGCUCUGUCCGACCUGGUCAACUCGCUGCUGAACUCCAUGAAAGCCAUCUGCUCCCUCCUCCUGCUGCUCUUCCUCUUCCUCAUCAUCUUCGCCUUGCUCGGAAUGCAGUUAUUCGGAGGGAAAUUCAACUUUGACGAGACUCAGAUGAAGAGAAGCACUUUCGACUCUUUCCCUCAGGCUCUGCUCACUUGUUUUCAGAUCCUCACCGGAGAGGACUGGAACGCUGUGAUGUACGACGGCAUCAUGGCCUACGGGGGGCCCAUCUUCCCCAACAUGGUGGUGUGCAUUUACUUCGUCAUCCUCUUCGUCUGCGGUAACUACAUCCUGCUCAAUGUCUUCUUGGCCAUCGCUGUGGACAACUUGGCGGGAGGCGGCGGAAAGACCGUAGUGGAGGAGAAAAAGGAAGAUGAAGACGAAUGGGAUGAGGAUAAUGAAAAAGAGGACGAAGAUGCAGCGAACGAGGAGGACGAUUGGCAGGAAAACGAGGAGCUGAGGGCCAUCGAGGGACUGGAGGGAGUCGCUCCCUUGAAGCCCGAGUUCUCAGGGCCCAAAGAGAAGAUCGUCCCAAUCCCCGACGGGAGCUCCUUCUUCAUUCUGGGCAAGAAAAACUGUCUGCGAGUCGCCUGCCACAACCUCAUCCAUCACCCCUACUUCACCAACUUCAUCCUCGUCUUCAUCAUCCUCAGCAGUAUUUCCCUGGCUGCUGAGGAUCCGAUCAAAUCCCACUCGUUCAGGAACAUCGUGCUCGGCUAUGCAGAUUACGUUUUCACCUCCGUCUUCACGGUGGAGAUCGUACUAAAGAUGACGGUCUACGGGGCGUUCCUGCACUCCGGCUCCUUCUGCAGGAACGCUUUCAACCUCCUGGACCUGGUGGUGGUCGGCGUGUCGCUCAUGUCUUUCUUUCUGCAUUCAAGUGCGAUUUCUGUGGUGAAGAUUCUCAGAGUGCUGCGAGUGCUGCGGCCUCUUCGGGCCAUCAACAGAGCCAAAGGACUGAAGAAUGUGGUGCAGUGUGUGUUCGUGGCCAUCCGCACCAUCGGCAACAUCCUGAUCGUCACCACGCUGCUUCAGUUCAUGUUUGCCUGUAUCGGAGUGCAGCUCUUCAAGGGCAGGUUCUACAGCUGCACGGAUGAAGCCAAACACGAUCCCGUGGAGUGCAGGGGAACGUUUGUGGUCUACAAAGACGGGGACAUGAACCACCCCAUGGUGAGGGAGAGGAUUUGGGAAAACAGUGAUUUCAACUUUGACAAUGUGCUGCAGGGCAUGCUGGCUCUGUUCACCGUGUCCACAUUCGAAGGAUGGCCACAACUCCUCUAUCGGUCCGUGGAUGCCAACGCCAUCAACCGAGGGCCCAUUUACAACUACCGAGUAGAGAUCUCCAUCUUUUUCAUCAUCUACAUCAUCAUCAUUGCCUUCUUCAUGAUGAACAUAUUUGUGGGUUUCGUCAUCAUCACAUUUCGAGAGCAAGGAGAGGCGGAAUUCAAAAACUGUGAACUCAACAAAAAUCAACGGCAGUGUGUGUACUACGCUCUGAAGGCCCAACCCAUAAAGAUUUACAUCCCCAAAGACCCGUCGCAGCUCAAAUUCUGGAGGAUCAUCAACUCCAGCCAGUUUGAGUACAUCAUGUUUGUGCUGAUUCUGGGAAACACCCUGACUCUGGCUGUUCAGCAUUACGAGCAGUCCAAAGGCUUCACCUCCAUCAUGGACAUCCUCAACAUGAUCUUCACCGUGGUCUUCACCAUAGAGAUGAUCAUAAAGCUGCUGGCUCUGCGGGUUCAUCACUAUUUCAUCGACCCGUGGAAUUCCUUUGACGCGUUGAUCGUCGUGGGCAGCGUGUUGGAUAUCGCCGUCUCCGAGUUGAGCGGAGGAGGCGGCCACGGUGAGGGUCCCGGUAAAGGAGAGAGCGGGAAGGUGUCCAUCACCUUCUUCCGUCUGUUCCGAGUCUUGAGGUUGGUGAAACUGCUCAGCAAGGGAGAGGGCAUUCGGACGCUCCUCUGGACCUUUGUCAAGUCGCUGCAGGCUCUGCCCUACGUCGGCCUGCUCAUCGCCAUGAUCUUUUUCAUCUACGCCGUCAUCGGCAUGCAGACGUUUGGCAAAGUGGCCAUCGACGACGACACGCAUAUCAACAGAAACUGCAACUUCCAGACUUUCUUCAUGGCCGUCCUGGUGCUCUUCAGGUGUGCCACCGGAGAGCAGUGGCAGGAAAUCAUGCUGGCAGCUCUGCCUGGCAGACGCUGCGACCCGGAGGCCGACACCGAGCCCGGCGAGGAGUUCAACUGCGGCAGCAACUUGUCCUACAUCUACUUCAUCAGCUUCUUCAUGCUCUGCGCUUACCUGAUCAUCAACUUGUUCAUUGCCGUCAUCAUGGACAACUUUGAAUACCUGACGCGCGACUGGACCGUGCUCGGCACCCACCACCUGGACGAGUUCAAGAGAGUCUGGUCCGACUACGAUCCCGAGGCCACCGGCCGUAUAAAACACAUCGACGUCGUCACCAUGCUGCGAAGGAUUCAGCCGCCUCUCGGUUUCGGAAAACUGUGUCCCCACCGCGUCGCUUGCAAGAGACUCGUCGCCAUGAACGUCCCGCUGCACUCCGACGGGACGGUCACCUUCAGCGCCACCCUGUUUGCUCUCGUGCGAACCUCGCUCAAGAUCAAGACCGAAGGUUGGAUCUCGUUCGUGUAUUCAGAGUCUCGCUCUCCCUCGGUGCUUUUUUGUUGUUGUUGUUUUUUUCCCACUUACGGGAUUUGUUUGUCGUUGUCGCCCGCAGGCCCGAUCGACAAGCAGAACGAGGAGCUGAAGCUGAUCAUCAAGAAGCUGUGGAAGCACACCAGGCCCAAACUCAUCGAUGAAGUCAUUCCUCCCCCUAGAGGGGAGGAGGUGACUUGCGGGAAGUUUUAUGCAAGCUUCCUGAUUCAGGAUUAUUUUAAAAAGUACCGCAAGAGAAAGGAGAGGGAGAGGAAAUCCAAAAGGAAGGACAGGGCGGCUUCUCUGCAGCUCGGGCUGCGAACGCUGCAGGAUCUGGCUCCGGAGAUGCGUCUGGCGAUGGCCUGUGACCUUGAAGAAGAGGAGGGCGCGGAAGGAGAGGUGACCGGCGAUGAUUUGUUCGACAGCGGGCCGGGAACCUCCGCGAGCGUCCCGCUCGCCGGCAACUCGCUGUCGCCCAUAAACAAGCUGGUGGAGCAGAUUACCGUGCUCAUGGAAAACGAGUUCAAGAAAGCCGAGGAGGAGGAGGAGGUGGUGGUGGUGACGGAGCAGGUGGCGGGCCUGCAGGAGCACCAGAGGCCGUGGUCCGAGCUGGCGGGAGUGAGGGUGGUGACAGAGCAGCCUCUGAGGUCUGAAGCCCUGCCCCUCAGGGAGGAACCCAUCGAUGAGUUGCCUCCUCCUCCUCCUCCUCCUCCUCCUCCCCCGGAGAUUGCACCGGAUGUAGUGGAAGAACCAGCGGCGGUGGCUGCAACCGCAGAGGAGCAGGUUUGUUGCAUUGAGGAGGACGCUGCUGGCGGAGCUCCAGUAGACGGGUACGUGCACCCAGAAGCUGUGUCUCCUUUACCAGCUGAGGCAAGUUACAAUGAGCUGGGCCUGGAAAGCGGCGUCAGCACUGGCGAGAUGCCAUAUGACAAUCGUGACGCCAACGGCUACGCCAACGGAUACGGCAACGGCUACGCCGGCAACGGGUACGAUGGCGGCAACAUGAAUGGCGAGAGUGUCACCGAGAGCCCCGCGCCGUACACCUCAAAUGGAUUUGAUGGGAACGGAUACGCGGGCGACAUGGAAAACGGCAGCAUCGUCAGCGCCAACGGCAACGGAAGUGCGAUGAAUGGAAACGGCAGGGCUUUCGGGGGUUACACUGGGAAUGGCUACAACGGAAGCGAGAAUGGUACCCAGUUUGUCAGGAGACGGCUGCUUCCUCUCAUACCACAAGGUCAAAAGCCGUCCUUUAACCUUCAGUGUCUGAGGCCACAGAGCAGUGUGGACAACCUCCCCAUCCCGGGGACCUUCCGUGGGGCCGCACCCCCACUGAGAUCCCAUAUACACAACCAGCGCAGCCUGGACUCGCGGCCCGGCAGCGCGUCCUCCGUGUCGUCGGCCUCCUGGGUCAACGCGACCGCAGCAGCCGGCGCCGGCCAUCUCCCGGGAACGAUGCCCGCCUCGGGGCGCCGGGGCAAGCUCGUCUACACCCCCAUGAUCCUAGUGGACGAAGCCACCGGCAACAGCCAGCCGCUGUGGAGCGACGGCUCUGCCAGCCUCCCCGUGGGCGCCAGGGCGCCCGGCUGGUACCCGGGUCAGACCAGGACCUUCACCAGCAUGAGGAUGCCACCGGUCGGACAGGGCUUCGUAGACAAAGGCAGCGCGGACAGUCUGGUUGAGUCGAUCCUGAUCUCCGAGGGCCUCGGCGUCUACGCCAGGGACCCGAAGUUUGUGAGCUUCGCCAAGCGGGAGAUCGCCGAGGCGUGUCACAUGAGUCUGGACGACAUGGAGAGCGCCGCCACCGACCUCAUAGCUCGCGGGGCCAGCCAAUCGAUGGCUCGCUUUGAGGACGAGCUGGCCGAUGAGAUGAACUGCGUGAUUUCUUACUGAGAUCAGAAAAACUGAAGAAAAAAAAAACUGUGUGAGUGUUUCAUUUUUCUCUGGAGAAAAAACAAACAAAAGUGGACCAAACAGCACAAGAGUAAGAAUGAUGUGAUACAAAAGGGACAGUUUUGUGUGCUUUGUUAUACUGAGGUUAAUAUUGUGCUGGUAAGAUAUACUUUAACUUUUGUAAAUGCCAAAACACACACACAGUAUCACCCACACACACUGAUUUUAGGGUGACAUGUCAGUUUGUGGCAGUUUGGCAUCGUCAUGACACAUGAUCAUUUUUUGCAUUGUAUACUUAUUUUGUACUGAACUUGAAUUAUUAUCACUUUGUACACAUUUAUCUACUGCAUUCUGAAUAUCCUCUAACAUUCAACAUAAAAGCUCUUUGUAAAGUUUUGAUUUCUGUGACUCAAAAUAAAGUAUUAUGUUUUCUCAAA
This is a messenger RNA of Gasterosteus aculeatus aculeatus (three-spined stickleback), 7174 nucleotides long. NCBI's taxonomy places the organism in Eukaryota, Metazoa, Chordata, Actinopteri, Perciformes, Gasterosteidae. The record is from RefSeq and is a predicted model, not a curated record.